Messenger RNA from Venturia canescens, 850 nucleotides. It is a transcript of the gene Mp20, whose product is annotated as Muscle protein 20. Bases 129 to 683 code for a protein of 184 amino acids. Gene Ontology annotation, cellular component: actin cytoskeleton. The transcript has 4 exons. The record is from RefSeq and is a predicted model, not a curated record. Gene Ontology annotation, biological process: actin filament organization. Gene Ontology annotation, molecular function: actin filament binding. Lineage: Eukaryota; Metazoa; Arthropoda; Insecta; Hymenoptera; Ichneumonidae.
GUGGGCUGGACAGCGAUCUUGUGCUUUGAGCUUUCUCGGGGAGGCAUAUAAGAGAGCUCCGAGUCGAGAAAUUGGGCACUUCAGUCAAAAUUCGUUUGACGACAAGAUACACUACGAAAUAACGAGAAAUGGCUCUAGAACGUCAAGUCCGCGCCAAGAUCGCCGCUAAGCGCGAUCCCCAGCAGGAGAAGGAAGCUCAGGAAUGGAUCGAGACCGUUCUGGGAAAGAAAUUCCCCGCCGGUGAAGCCUUCGAGGACGUUAUCCGCGACGGACAAGUGCUCUGCCACCUGAUGAACAAAAUUGCCCCAGGAUCGAUCCCUAAAAUCAACACGAGCGGUGGACAGUUCAAGAUGAUGGAAAACAUCAACGUCUUCCAGAAAGCCCUGAAGGAGUACGGCGUCAACGACACUGACGUCUUCCAAACGGUGGAUCUUUGGGAGAAGAAGGACAUAGCGCAAGUCAUCACGACACUUUUCUCCCUCGGACGCACGACGUACAAACACCCCGAGUGGAACGGACCUUACCUCGGACCGAAACCAGCGGAGGAGUGCAAACGCGACUUCACCGAGGAACAACUUCGUGCUGGACAAGGAAUGAUCGGCCUCCAGGCCGGCUCGAACAAAGGUGCCACCCAAGCUGGACAGAGCAUCGGCGCUACCCGCAAAAUCCUCCUCGGAAAGUAAACUAGCGAACCGCUCGUCGAGCGAAGAUAAAUCUUCGAAAAAGUACUCCUCGAUUGUCUGUCGAAUUUCCCUCCCCUUCCCCACCGCCCUUUCUCUCACUGUACGUAUGUGUAUUUAUUUUACCUCUUUUUGUAACUGGAUAAUAUAAUUUUACGUUAUUGUUUAAA